Molecule: messenger RNA, 1705 nt
Organism: Hyaloscypha bicolor E
Lineage: Eukaryota; Fungi; Ascomycota; Leotiomycetes; Helotiales; Hyaloscyphaceae
Product: GroES-like protein
Exons: 2
Coding region: 418-1488 (356 amino acids)
Biological process (GO): D-sorbitol catabolic process
Molecular function (GO): zinc ion binding; L-iditol 2-dehydrogenase (NAD+) activity
Source: RefSeq, a predicted model, not a curated record
CACGCCCCCUCCCCCCAUACCCCCCCUCUCUUACCUAUACUUAGAGAGAGAGAGAGAGAGAGAGAGAGAGAGUUAAACAGAGUAAAUAUUUUGAGUAGUAAUAGAGGCUCAGGGAGAGGGGGCGUCGUGUGUGGGCGUGGGCGAUUUUUGGUGGGGUGAGAACCCGAGUCAUAAGUCAUAAAAGUCGUAAGUGAAAAGUUCGCUGGCACAUCUGAUCCUUACGGCUUUCCGUAUUUGGAGGGGGAGGGGGGUGGAGGGGCCAUGAGGGAGGGGCAAGUGUGCCGAGCGACAUUGCAGGUCAACAGAUGUCAAUGGUUUGCUUUCCCCAGGGAAACCCCUUUAUUUAAAUACGAGAAGGGGGACUUCUCGAGCUCAUCAAUCUUCCUCUCACCCUCGAAAUCCCAUUGCAAGUACACAAUGGCCAAGACAGACAGCAACCUCUCCUUCAUUCUCAACAAACCGCACGACGUCACUUUCGAAGAGAGACCGAAGCCCAAGAUCGAAUCGCCUCACGAUGUCCUCAUUGCCAUAAACUACACUGGAAUCUGUGGCAGCGAUGUCCACUACUGGGAGGCUGGCCGAAUUGGCUCUUUCAUUCUGAAGGAUCCCAUGGUCCUCGGCCACGAGUCAGCAGGGACCAUUGUGGAGGUCGGAUCUGCGGUGAAAUCGGUCAAAGUUGGGGACAGGAUCGCAUUGGAGCCCGGGACACCCUGCCGACGUUGCACACCGUGUCUGGCAGGCCACUACAACCUCUGCCCUGACAUGCGCUUCGCAGCAUCCCCUCCAAUCGAUGGUACCCUGGCCGGAUACUAUACUUCUGCGGAGGAUUUCUGCUACAAGCUGCCGGAUCAUGUGUCUCUUCAGGAGGGAGCGUUGAUCGAGCCCUUGGCCGUGGCGGUUCAUAUUACCAAGCAGGCUGAGAUCAAGCCAGGCCAAGGUGUCGUGGUUAUGGGUGCUGGGCCGGUGGGACUUCUUUGUUGCGCAGUCGCAAAGGCAUUUGGUGCAACCACUGUCGUCUCAGUUGACAUCCAACCCUCCAGACUUGAGUUCGCAGCUUCUUACGCCGCAACGCAUACAUUCACACCUGAGCGGGUCCCUGCCGAGGAAAAUGCUGCCCGCUUGCUGAAGGAGGUUGGACUUGAAGGUGGUGCAGACGCUGUCAUCGACGCUUCAGGCGCCGAACCGUCCAUCCAGACAUCCAUUUAUGUUGUGCGGAGAGGAGGUGUUUAUGUUCAAGGAGGGAUGGGCAAGCCCGAUAUCACGUUCCCCAUCAUGGAGCUGUGCAUGAAGGAGGUGACAGCUAAGGGAAGCUUCAGAUACGGUAGCGGUGACUACAAACUUGCAGUUGAGCUCGUUGCUGCUGGGAAGGUGGACGUGAAGAAAUUGAUCAGCGAGACGGUGCGAUUUGAGGAAGCAGAGCAGGCCUUCAAGGAUGUGAAGGCUGGAAAGGGGAUCAAGAUGUUGAUUGCAGGUCCAAAUGAAAAGUAGUCUCAUAUUGUGGGAAGUUGAUAACGGAAGUCUGGUGAGUUGACUUGAGAGACAGCGAGAGGUAAUUGCGCAAGCUAUUUCUGGAGUGGGAUGAGCUGUGAGAACACGAGAGUACUGUAAUAAACAAACUUCCCACGAUUAAGAAGGCAUCGACGCUGAAGAUGUGGAUCGUACCGCCCCUCGCUCAUGUAGGGACUUCCCUCUAGAGUGAAAACAU